Trichoderma virens Gv29-8 is the source of this 565-nucleotide messenger RNA. RefSeq lists its product as uncharacterized. Gene Ontology annotation, biological process: mRNA splicing, via spliceosome. Gene Ontology annotation, cellular component: catalytic step 2 spliceosome; P-body; precatalytic spliceosome. The record is from RefSeq and is a predicted model, not a curated record. NCBI's taxonomy places the organism in Eukaryota, Fungi, Ascomycota, Sordariomycetes, Hypocreales, Hypocreaceae. The coding region runs from base 1 to 297 and encodes 98 amino acids. The transcript is spliced from 4 exons. Gene Ontology annotation, molecular function: RNA binding.
AUGCUCUUCUUCAGUUUCUUCAAGACUCUCAUCGACCAUGAGGUCACCGUGGAGCUCAAAAACGACAUCCAGCUCAAGGGCAUUCUGAAAAGCGUCGACCAGUAUCUCAACAUCAAGCUUGAUGACAUCCAAGUGGUGGAGGAGCUCAAGUAUCCUCACCUGAGCUCUGUCAAGAAUGUCUUCAUUCGUGGUUCUGUCGUGCGAUAUGUUCACCUCCCAGCGGCGUCGGUUGAUACGCAGCUGUUGGAGGAUGCUACCCGAAGAGAAGCUGCUGCACAGCAGGCCAAAGCGAAAUAACGGAUCUUUAGCGUGAGAUGUGAUUAUCAGCUAAGGAAGAAACAAUUUGAUGUUUGCUUGAGAUAGAAGGGGGAAAAAAAGAAAAAUUUAACACCUGUAUUCCUGGAUCGGAGCAACGGAGUGUGAUGGAAUUUACAUAUGAUGGAUGGUCACUGGGGUUGUUGCAGAUAUAAAGCAGUCAAUUGGCGUUUCUCAUGGCAUGGGCAACGGACCACCGGUUUUCUCACCAGCAUCACUUUGGACGUUUUAAUAAAGCUUUACAAUAUCC